Molecule: messenger RNA, 1502 nt
Organism: Diachasma alloeum
Lineage: Eukaryota; Metazoa; Arthropoda; Insecta; Hymenoptera; Braconidae
Exons: 5
Coding region: 467-1351 (294 amino acids)
Source: RefSeq, a predicted model, not a curated record
GCAUGUACAAAAGCGUCAGUUCUGCUCGGACUUUGGACACGUGAACAAGAUUUCAAGAGGAGAAAGUUUUUCUUUUGAUUGGUCCGCUCAUUGUAUGGAGCGAGAGAAGAGUGAAAAGCACGGAGAGAGCCCUGUGGAGCCGAUAAGCAGCUGCAGGGAUGAGAAUGGAUAUUUGCCGACGGUGGGUCGUUGGGGUAAUGAAUGGCCGAGUUGACUCGAGUCGGCAGAAUCAUGGUGCCAGCCACAGGGGCAGGCCCGGGGGCCCUGGAUCAGGGGUGUUCCGCUACCCCUGCCGGUUUGGGCCCAUUCUGAGUCUAAAACGUUGACCGUCGAUACUGUUGAACAGUAUGAGGAAUUAGCAGGCAGCGUGGAGCUGGAAACACAGCGUCUACUGCGCGAGCAUCGCUAUGAUACCAUUGGCAAUUUUCUAAGGUUCUAUAAGGACUUUAAAGAAAAUUCCGAACCAAUGGUGGAGCUUUUUUAUCAUAAAUAUCAACCUCUGAUAACGCGUAAACAUCAUACUUGUGUUGGUCUUGGAUUCGAAUUAAUCAGCAGAUUAAAUGGGCUUGAGGAGAGAUUUGCUGGUAUGACGAGUGGCCUUUACUUGGUAUCAUGUGAGGAGACAAUUGGUGAUAUUGAGGGAUACGUAGGUGGUCCGCCAGCAGCAGAUAUUGGUGAAAAAGAGCAUGUUCUUGUUUGUCUGAAGAUUAACAUCAAUGGACGCCACGGUGUAUUACUUCUCGAUCCUGGUUAUCAUGUAGCACGUGUUGUAACUGUUAUGGCUGAUAAAUUGUAUCCACACACUGGUUGGUUCACACAAUCAGAUGAGCCUGAAUGCAAAAAGGAGUACAAUUAUUCUCUCUGUACACAAGAUCCGGAUUAUGUUGAGUGGCACGAGAGAGAAACACGCCCUGGUGCCUUAGAGCGUACCCAAGUUGCUCUAAUUUAUGUUGCAAGACCGUAUUUAACUGCCAUUGAUGUUACUGAAAGAAGAAAUUUGGUAUACAACUUCAGGAGUUUAUUAGCCAGAGAUACUAAAGGCCACGUUACCGCCGGUCUAUAUUUUUCAUUGGUACUCGAUACUUCCAAAAUGUUUACCAUUUUCUAUCAAACUAACAGUGGAAAAAGGAAAGUCAAAAUGCCAUUCAACAAAUUUCGCACUUUAUCCAAGGCGUCCCUUACUGAUGAGGAACUCAACAUGAUUAACAAAUGUGCUCGACAAAUGGACCUAACACCAGAAGACAUGAAGAGUCUUUUGUCAACUUUGGCUAUUGUCAUCGAUGAUACGUCAUUUGUUGCCCAAGUACUUGCAAUUAAUUCAAGAAUUAACACCAUUGCUGAAGACAAUUAACAAGAACCAAAAGUGUCAAAUAUGUUUUUAUAUAUUAUUUUUGCUUGCUGCCCUCGUACAUUCGUUUCAUUAUUAUUGUUAUUACCGAUUAUGACUAUGAGUUAUUCAAGUCUUUACGACUCGAUGAAAAUGUAGAGAUUAUCAGUUCUUA